This is a messenger RNA of Oppia nitens, 2599 nucleotides long. RefSeq names its product anaphase-promoting complex subunit 4-like (gene APC4). Lineage: Eukaryota; Metazoa; Arthropoda; Arachnida; Sarcoptiformes; Oppiidae. Gene Ontology annotation, molecular function: protein binding. Bases 149 to 2599 code for a protein of 816 amino acids. The record is from RefSeq and is a predicted model, not a curated record. Gene Ontology annotation, biological process: protein K11-linked ubiquitination; positive regulation of mitotic metaphase/anaphase transition; anaphase-promoting complex-dependent catabolic process. The transcript has a single exon. Gene Ontology annotation, cellular component: nuclear periphery; anaphase-promoting complex.
GGGCUCAAAGUUAAUGACAAUACAUUGAAAACUAAUUAUUUCAAUGAAUUUAUUAUGAAAUUUGAAUAUAAAGAGUGUUUUGUUUGAAUUUAUAUAAUAUUUGUUGACUAAUAAUGCGGUGAUAAUAGUGACCAAUCAAUCGGUAAAAAUGGUAUACUUUCGGUGUAUGGACGAGAUCUCUGGCCACAUAUCGGGCGAAAUAGAUGUUAUGAAAUGGAACCCAAAGAUGGAUCUCAUUGUAUUCGCACUGAAGAGCGCCGACAUUGUUGUCCAUCGGCUCUAUUCGUGGCAAAAGAUAUGGCAUUUGCCGAAACCCAAACUCAAGACAUUGGCCGACGACAAGACCGACACAACUACGGCAAGAUUUGUCCGGGACAUUGAAUGGCGACCCGACGGCAAAAUACUGGCCAUUGCUUACGAGUGCGAUAUCGAUUCGAGUGACACCAAAGAUGGCAAGUCGUGUCUGUUUUUGCACGACGUCGAGACAUCCAAAAUGUUGCACAAGAUUGUCAUCGACGGUAAAAUCAAUUGUAUUAAUUGGCAACAAAAGGAACCGUCGGUUUCGUCCAAUUUCAACAGUGAUAUUAAUCGUUUGAAUUUAUCGGACAAAUAUUCGGCAAUUUCACCGUUUAUUAGUCUUUUACCAAAAGCUAAUUCAGUUCCCAAAGGGUUUAUGAGAGGAUCAAGUCGUAAGACAUCAGACGACAACAUUAAUGAUAUGAUGAAAGUGGAAAACCAGAAGACAUUGAAUGUAUUGGCCAUCGGAACUGAAAAUGGUUUUAUUGAGUUAUACGCUUUCGGUGUCUAUAAAAUGGCCAAAUUUUAUAUGACAGACAAUAAUCCCAUCAGAUAUUUAGCGCUUUCCAGUGAUCUGUCGCUAAUCACUGCAUUUGUUGAAUAUAUUGACGACGAAUGUCUUGAAGAAAACAUUACGAAUAGUCGUUAUUCAAUGAUUAGCUAUAAUCUGAAUGUUUUAAAGCAAAGAAGUUAUGAAAUAUUGAUGAUCUCUCAAAUCUACGCCCAAUCCAUCUCUCAAUUGUCUUAUUUGAAUGAAACGAUGCGCGAAAUUCUUGAAGCGUGGGAAGAUGUCAUGGUUGAGAUUGACUCAAAACUAUCCAAUUAUGUGUCACUACAGAGAAGUCAUUCAAAAUCAAGCGCUGAGACUAAAGAUAACUUAAUACCGCUGAUGGCCGACGAGUUUUUAGAGCUGUUGGUGUUGGGAAAAGCCAGCGCUUCACUCGAAAAGUUUCUCAAUGAUCUAACAGAUAAAGGUCUCAAAAAGUUAGGACAUUCCAUAGAGUUGGCCUAUUCUAACAUACAGAAGCUCGUCGUUAAAAAUGUUGAAAGAGUUCUUCAGCACAUUUACUGUCAUUUUAAUACAUUGAAGGGUAUGGCUCUUUGGGAGGAGAAGUUUGGCGAAGUUGGUCUCGACAUCGUUGCCGUCAAUAAUACUUUAAAAACUAUCGGAUCUUUUCUAUUAAAAUCAACUGAAUUACAGCAAGUGAUUGAUAACUCUAUGCGAAAUGUUAAAGCAUUUAUACGAUGGCUAUACACAGCAAUGGUCAGACUCUUAGAUAACGAGCCGUCCUCUCAAAGCGAGUUAACUAAAGUCUCGCAACAGGACAUCCAAUUUGUUACUGAAUUUAUUAAAGAGAACUUCGAGUUUGAGUCAUCAUCUAAUACAAGCCGACCAACUGCUAGUAAUUUUACAUUAGAAAGAGUUGGACAAUAUCUUAAAGAUAAAGACCUGACAUCAAUCAAUUCAUCAAUCAAUGAUAUUACCAUAAAUCCAUGGAUUCAAUAUUUAGAAGAGAGACCAAAUCUGACUAAUACUGAUCCAAAAACUUUAUAUCUUUACGAACACAAAUCUAAAACCUCAUUCAUUGGUGAACAUAAACUUCUGGAUCAAUCGGUUCGGUUGGCAUUCACCGGACCAUUCAAUGUCAUCACUGACUCACUCGGCAAUGGCUUGCGUUCAAAGUUAUCAGACUUGUUAUAUAUACCAAGCAAUGAAUUACUUAAAGUCAAUCACAUAUCAAAUAUCAGUUUAGGAUAUUUUUAUUUGUCUUUUAUAAACAAAAGUAAACCAAACAAACAAAUGUUUAUAAUUCGUCAAACAAUUGCUAAUCAUUGUGCCAUUGAUGUCGUGUCUAUUGUUUUCUAUUUUAACUCAAAACUAUUAUCUCUUAUAGACUCUCAGUUUUAUACAGAAAACAUAAUAACUUUGUUAUUAACUGAUGAAGAGUCCAAUCAAUCAUUUUUGGUUCAAAUGCCACUCAAUUUAUUGGACAAUAAUUUUAAGCCAAUUUCAGGUGAUUUUAAUCACAUAAAUUCAAUAAAUUUUGACAUAAAUUCAUUUUCAUCGGAAUCGGGAUUUAUAUUCCGAACUUUGGAUAAUAUGGUUAUGUUUGCUGUGAGUGGUGUCCGCAAAGUGGCCUGUCUUUCAUUUGCAUCUAAACGCAGAGUUAGACUCUUUGAAAUGGAUGUGUCUGAAGAUGACGACGAAGAACAGUCAGAAAUUAUGAAUGAUCUCAACAGUAGUAGUGUUUCGGGACAAUCGACUGAUAAAUCAAUGAGUUUUAAAGAGACUAUAAUUUAA